Molecule: messenger RNA, 3239 nt
Organism: Octopus sinensis (East Asian common octopus)
Lineage: Eukaryota; Metazoa; Mollusca; Cephalopoda; Octopoda; Octopodidae
Product: excitatory amino acid transporter 1
Exons: 9
Coding region: 1265-2899 (544 amino acids)
Biological process (GO): L-glutamate transmembrane transport
Cellular component (GO): plasma membrane
Molecular function (GO): L-glutamate transmembrane transporter activity; neutral L-amino acid transmembrane transporter activity; glutamate:sodium symporter activity
Source: RefSeq, a predicted model, not a curated record
CUGAUCCGAACAUCAAUAGAAAGCUUUUUCAAAGUCUUGACGUAGACCACGCCACCCUCCGCUAACCGCUUUCUCUCCCUCCCAAGUUAAUCUCAAUAUCCUUCAUCAUUUGUCAUCGAGCAGGCAUCGUUGUCGGACGGCUCUUCUAGGUCUGUGCAGUUCGACUGUAUCUAUUAUUCGAGGUCUUGCAACAGAGACACAUUUGUAUAGCAUACCUGUAAACAACUGAGGUUACCUCUUGUGUAAGCACUGAGCUACUAUUUCUUACCAAGUAACCAACUCACAACCUCACCACGGUUUUGCUAAAUACUUCAAACCAACAGCUUUAAGUGACUAUUUUCAAACGAAACGCUCUUUUAAAAUUAUACAACUUUCUGCUGGCGAUUUUCUUUUCAUUUCGUUUCGGCGACCAUUUUAGUGUGAACUUCAAUCGGAUCCCUGAAAUCGAAAAUUUCCUGGCUGAGAUUCGGAACCUUUGCAAAAUUCGAUUGGGACGGAGAAUUUUUACCUGUCCAUCUGCUGCUUCUUUUGCUGCUGCUGUGCAACAGAUACUGCUGCUUCAGCUGGUGUUGUUACUGCUGCUGCGCUCACAGUUUACACCUGUGUCUGUCUAUAUAACUGACCAAUUUCAAAACAAUACGCACAUACAUAUAUCUACAUACGUAUACGCGUCCUAUUGAUUUUAUCAUAUAUAUCUGCAUCUAUAUACAUAUAUACGCCAGUGUGUCUAUAUAGGAAGACACAGGAAAGUAACACAUAACAUAAAACGGAACCUGGUCCGGGAUUUGUACCACUACAAGCUGGGAUCUUACCAUUUAUCACUGUGUAGCGACUUUCUCAUUUCCGUAUACACACAUUUGAAUAUCCGUUUUAUACUCCCACAUACACAUCCGUACAUAUCCACCGUCACCUGUCCAUCUAUCUUUUAUUAACACCACCACGACCAACAGCAGCAUACGCACAUAAUCCGAAAACACCCACAAACGCUCCCAAGAAAAUACCCAUAUACUACCCAGCCCAGUUACCCACCUAUAUAUAUAAAUAUUAUAUGAUAUACAAAUGCAUAUAUAAUACUUAACCAUAGACACACAACACUUUAUAUAUAUUAUAUAUACAUACUUACACACAUAUAUACAAAUAUCCAUUCCCACAUUCGUGUAUAUAUACAUAUAUUUAUUUAACAAAAGUACGUCAGGCUGUAUUCACAUCUGGAGUAAUCCUAUUGCCGUGAUUUCGCUUUGAAAGAUUCUUCAAUUUUCCCGCCAUGGAGAACGAAUCAAGCAAUUCGGGGAAGGUGAACACUCACGUUUUCGUUAGUAGCCCUGAUGAAGACACGAGUCGUGCUGGACACCUGAAAAAAUUCGGCAAACAAUUCGGGAAGAGAUGCUUGUCAGCGGGCAAAGAAAACCUUCUGCUGAUCUUGUUGUUAGGGUCCGUGAUUUUCGGAUGCGCCGUCGGUUUCCUCGUUCGCGCCGUACGGCCGUCAAUGAUGACAAACAAACGUGAAGUGAUGUACCUGAUGUUCCCCGGUGAAAUGCUCAUGAGGAUGUUGCGUAUGUUAAUUUUACCCCUCAUCAUGUCCAGUCUCAUCUCAGGAAUUGCUGGUCUCGAUGCUAAAACCUGUGGUAAAAUGGGCUUAAGGACUAUCGGCUAUUUCGCGUCCACCACAAUCAUCUCUGUGGUGACUGGAAUUAUCAUGUGCGUAACAAUUCAGCCUGGAAGUGGCAAGAGCUCCGAAAAACUGAAACGAUAUGGUUCAACCAAGAGAGUUAACUCCGUUGAUACCUUCCUGGAUUUAAUCAGAAAUAUGUUUCCAGAUAAUAUCAUAACAUCCUGCUUCGACUCAUUCCGUACAGAAGAGGUCCUGGAGGAACCACCUGUGGUAGAGAAUGCCACAGACAUCUUCACAUCCACCAUCUCCUCUCUGGCCCUCAGCACACAGAACCUAACAUUCAUGAACGACACAGUGAAACAAGUGUACGUACCCAAGGCUGGCACCACCGGACAAACCAAUGUUCUGGGUGUUGUUGUAUUCUCUGUAUUGAUGGGUGUCACCCUGGGCAGAAUGGCUAUCCGAGGUAAACCCUUACUGGAUGUCUGUAAUUGCAUCAAUGAAGCCACCAUGAAAUUAUUUAAAAUCUUCAUCUGGUAUUCCCCACUUGGUAUCACAUUCUUGAUUGCUGCCAAAAUUGUGGAGAUGAGAGAUUUUGGGGUUCUUCUGGGAAAGGUUGGUCUUUACUUCAUUACAGUUCUGUGUGGUCUUGCAGUACAUGGAGCUUGUAUUCUUCCGGCCCUCUAUUUCCUAUGUGUUCGGAAGAACCCUUACAAAUUCAUUGCUGGUAUCUUUCAAGCUAUGGCUACAGCUUUUGGAACUUCAUCCAGUUCUGCCACUUUACCAGUAACCCUGCAUUGUUUGGAACAUAACUGUGGUGUUGACCCCAGAGUAAGCAGUUUUGUCAUCCCCGUUGGAGCCACAAUCAACAUGGACGGUACCGCACUUUAUGAAGCAGUUGCCGCUCUUUUCAUUGCGCAGGUCAACAAUUUAUCUAUGGACUUCGGACAGAUUGUAACUAUCAGCAUUACAGCCACUGCUGCCUCUAUUGGAGCCGCCGGAGUCCCACAAGCUGGUCUCGUGACCAUGGUUAUUGUGCUAUCAGCCGUUGGUUUGCCGACCGAUGAUAUCACCCUCAUUCUUGUUGUUGAUUGGUUCUUAGAUCGAUUCCGUACCAUGAUCAAUGUCGAAGGUGACAGUUUGGGCGCAGGAAUUGUCUACCAUUUGUCCAAACAGGAGUUGGCGGUAGCAGAGAAGGAAGGUGAAGAGGGAGCACUGACCCCUUUCACUGGGAUAGACGACAAGAAACCAAAUGGCACGGACAGUGCAGCUAUCACAGCAGUGUAGAGACAUUCCUAUCAUAUAUGCAUAAAUAUAUACACAUACAUAUACACACACGUUCAUACACUUAGACACACACACACACACGCAUACACAUACACUGCCAUGCGCACAUUAGUAUACCAAUACGCAUACAAACACAUACACACACACAUAUAUAUAUAUAUAUAUAUAUAUACAUGGACAUACACAAAUGAUUGCAUCAACGCGCGUACAUGCAUAAACAUUCAGUGGCAAAUACGUGGACGCACGCACGCACACGCACGCACAAGGUCAUACAUUAUCACUAUGCUGAAAAGUACUUUAAACAUAAAAUGAAAAUAGAAAAAAAUAUAAACAGAAAAAG